AGAGGGCUGCCUCUUACACACAAACACCUUCCAUCGUCCCUGUAAUCGAGCGUCGAGCUGCACCUCUGCAAUUAUGCACGUUUCGUGUUGGAUGGGCUUCUCGGUAAACACCGCGAAGCUGCCGCAGACACGGAGCUCCGGCCCCGCCGCGUCCCCCACGAGUCGUCGUUAGCGUGUGCGCGGAGCGGGAGCCGGGCUCGUGUUGUUUAUCCAAGAAAUCUGACUCGACAUGGCUGUUGCUUUGACUCAACAUACACGGUUUCGCAAACGACCCUGGACACCAUAACCAGUUGAGAGAGAGCGGCUGCAGAUCAUCUUAAUGAACGUCAUAAGUCAGGUUGGGUGGCCAUGGAUCCAUUCAACCAGCUUAUUCUCACCAUCUCGGUGACCAGUUUCUUCACCUUCCAGUGGCUCUUCCACAAAGUCAGCCCGUGGACGUCCACGCGCAUCAGCCCCAGCUUCCUCGGCCUCAGUGACAAGCAGAAGGUGGAAUGGAACUCAAGGACGGUGUCAACGUUUCACGCACUAUUGGUGGGAAUCUUCUGUCUCUACAUCUUGUUCUUUGAUGAUGCUGUCAAUGAAGACCCAGUCUGGGGAGACCCUACAUUGGUGAAGACUAAUGUUGGCAUCACAACAGGCUACCUCAUAUCUGAUCUGCUGCUGAUAUUUUACUAUUGGAAGGCGAUAGGCGACAAAUUUUUUGUAGUUCACCAUCUGGCAGCGUUGUAUGCUUACUACUAUGUACUGGGCGAAGGAAUGUUGCCUUAUUUUGCUAACUUCCGUCUGCUUGCUGAGUUUUCUACACCCUGUGUGAACCAGCGCUGGUUCUAUGAGGUACUAGGUUAUCCCAAGUCCUCCCGGCCCAACAUGGUGAAUGGCGUUGCCAUGGCAGUAGUCUUUUUCGUGGUCCGCAUCGCCGUCAUGCCAGUCUACUACAUUCGUAUGUAUGGGGUCUAUGGCACUGACGCUUUCUACCUGGUGCCCUGGGGUGGCCGUGUAGCCUGGAUCUGCUCCAGUAUCUGCUUGGACAUCAUGAACAUUAUGUGGAUGCACAAGAUUGCCCGCGGCUGCUACAAGGUGCUGCGUUCGGCACGCCAGAGCAAAGCCAGCAUGCCUCAGGAGAAUGGGAAGACGGAAUAAAGGACACUGGGUGUCAGUGGUGAGAAAGCCACAGCAGAGACACAACGUCACUCUCAGCGCAUCGGGGGAGCAGCAGCUCGGACACUUACCUGUCGCACCUGGGAAGAGUGAUAUCACAGGACCGAAUGUAAAGAGGGAAAUUGAGUCACUUGAGAUGGACCAUUGAACUGGCCAUCCCGAAGCCAUGACAUGAACUGUCAGCAAUACCGUGUGCACGGCCAAUUAUUGUUCUCUUGAACAAUUUACCAUUACACAAAAGAGUCCUGGGACUCUUAGCCCAACCACAAAAUGUCAAAAAGUUGACCGUUCUUUACAUACUUUGUGCUCAACAAAAUAUAUAUAUAUAUUUUUUAUUUUUUUUUCUCAAAGUAUUGUUAUUUUCAAUCCCAGGAUUACACAGUUAAUAACUCAACCACCGCAAUCUGACAUCGUGAGUCUUGGUUGCAUUUGAAUGGUGUAAUUUAUACAAUGUAGGGUUGAAAGGGCCCCGGUACACUGUAUGUUGUCUAUUUGUUUUGUCUUGCUGGGGUCGAGGCAAAUUAGUUUUCAACCAUACAAACAGUUGAAGAUGUUGUUUUUAAUGAAAAGGAAACUGGUGUACAGAAUACUCUAGAAAUGCUAAAAGGGAAACCGAAUGUCAAUGCUGUGUUUGUACGCUGACGUGAAGCAAUGCGAGAACAUUCGUUGUCCUUAAUAAUAUUUCUUAAUACAACCUGAAAUUCCACACUGUAAAAAAAAAAAAAAAAAGAAAAGAAAAUGACAUUUUGUUAACAAAGAUUAGUUAUUGACACGGUUUUGUGGGAGCUGUCAUUUGUGUCGCAUUGUGCGGUGCAUGCUAAAGGGUGAAACUGUCCUGGAGUGCUGAUUCGGAAUCAGUGUCUUAGACAGAAUGAUAAACACAGAGUACAGACAAAGAGCGGCUGCUUUGAAGGACUUCUGUUUGCUAAGAGGCUUAGUGGGAAAUCUGACACUCCUUUAGCAACAGGUGUUGACCUUAAGUUUAUAUAACAUUCACACUGCCUAUUUUUGAUAUCUUUUUAGGCACAAGCUGUUCAAAUUUACCCCCCCCCCCCCCCCGGGCAACAUUUGCCAACAAGCUGCAUGCUGCUGUGUGUGUUUACCGUCAAGGAAUUGGACAUUUUAGCCAGCAAAUUGAACUCAGGACACGAGUUCAACACAUUCAUUUGACUAAAUUAGUUUUUUUUUGCAGAUUUUAAGUUUGAUGUCAAAUCAAGGACAAUAAUCAGUGUUUCAGAGGGUAAUGGUUCUGGGCGUGUCAAAAAAGUAUUUUGCAGUUUUAGAACAUUGUGAUGGAUAAAGCGUCUGCCUCAUGUUGCACAUGAUUUCCAAUCCGCUGUUAAAACAUAAUAUGCACUUCCAUAUUUAUUCAUCAGUUUGAUACAAGGAUUGUGUGCUUUCCCCCCCCCCCCCCCCGGUGGACAGGAAUGUAUGGAAACUGAAAGAUUCACGUUAUCAUUCUACUGUCAAAGCUGUCAAUCAUCAUACAACACUGAACACAGGAACAAAUCUCCUCAUCGGGUUUUAAGACAACUGUAGGCCUAUCCUUUGUUUUUAUUUAAAAGUUGCAAUUCAUCGAUGAUUUACGGAACAUGUACUUGAAUUUUCAUUGUAAAUGUAUCUUUAAUGUAUCUGUAGCUGUACAUCAAAAGCUAUCUUCAAAAUGUUUUGUCAAACAGAAACGGGGGAUUGCUAGUUUUGAAAAUACGCCUUGCUAUGUUCAGCAUUUGAUUUUGUUGCCUUUUUAAAACAACGCAUGAUUGCACACUGAAUACUUUAUUACAUCCCCAAAAAAAAAAGAAAAAAUAGUGUGUUCCACGUCUAAUGCUGUCUAAUGUGAUUGUUUGGCCUUUUGUUUCAAAUGUUAAACCAAGAGAUUUGUUAAGGCUGGUUGUUUUAGUGCUUUUGUUUUUUUUGUUUUUUUUCACAUCCAUGACCAUUUUUAAUACAGUGCCAACCAAUUCUCUGCACGUACCCGUCUCUGCGCGCUGUUAUUAGUCACAGGAGGAUGAGGCUCGGUGCCGUUUGGCGUGGUGGAACGGUGUGAAACACUUCUUGUCCAUUUACGCCAUUCGAGUACAGGCAGUGUGUUUAGAACAGGAUGGACUCGAGUGGAUCAUCACUGUCUCACAUCUUGGGGAAAGAGUCGGGAUGUGUUCAUAUUUCACUGGAGUUAAAUGGAAACCAGGCCAGGUCAUGCAUGGCCAGUAUGGUCAUCUUCUUCAUGCACCUUCUAUAACUGCAUGUUGUAUUGCAUGGGGAUUGCACUGUAAACAAAAUAGCAUAUACAUUUGCAAGACAACCUUUUGUUCUCUUUUUUUUCUUUGUACAUGUACAUAAUGUUUACUGAAACAUUAUUCUUGUACUGUGCCACAUAAUGUAAUCCACAGAUGAUGAUGAUGAUGAUGAUGAUGAUGAUGAUGAUGAUGCGUUGAAAACGUCAUAAAGCAGAUAUUUAGUAUAAUAUCCAGCACA
This is a messenger RNA of Anarrhichthys ocellatus (wolf-eel), 3633 nucleotides long. It is a transcript of the gene tlcd4a, whose product is annotated as TLC domain containing 4a. Gene Ontology annotation, biological process: lipid homeostasis. NCBI's taxonomy places the organism in Eukaryota, Metazoa, Chordata, Actinopteri, Perciformes, Anarhichadidae. The transcript has 7 exons. The record is from RefSeq and is a predicted model, not a curated record. Bases 349 to 1140 code for a protein of 263 amino acids. Gene Ontology annotation, cellular component: membrane; endoplasmic reticulum.